AUGUACACCCACACCGGCUGGUGGACGAUUAUGCGGGAUCGAGGCAUACAAAUAGCAGAAAAAUGGAUGAAAUGGAUUUACACAGAAUUGGAUGAAACAGACGUCGUUAUGCGGGUACCGGGGCAAGGGAGGAAUCCAGGUCGAAGGCCAAUAGCAUCUGGGGAGAAAGAGAGAAAGGAAGAGAGAGAGAGAGAGAGAGAGAGAGAGAGAGAGAGAGAGAGAGAGGCAAAGAGGACUGCCAUAUCCUCAAACCGAUUCCUCGCUCCUGUAAUCAGAACAGAAGAAGAAUACAGGAAAAUGAUUCAGCAAGAAGAAGAGGAGGAAGAAGAAGAGGAGAAGGAGGAGGAAGAAGAGGAGGAAGAAAAGGAGGUGGAGGAAGAAGAAGAGGAGGAGGAAGAGGAAGAAGAGGAGGAGGAAGAAGAUUGGCAAGACUACCUAGAGACCGCUGAAGUGUCAGAACUGCGUCAGAAGUACUGUCAGCGGCUUCUUCUGCUUCUACGACGUGCUGACGUAAGUGACGCCGGCGCUGAUGUGGGAGCGUUCAUUCAUGACGUCGCUGUUUGGCUCGGUGGAAAUAGAGCACAAGAGACGCUCGUAAUCUCCUGUGCCAGAGAAACGGCAAGAUAUUUACAAAAGGAUUUGAAUCAGUAUCCAUGUAACAAAUCUGGUGGUUCGCUGCCCAUCAAACAACUACUAUACUCAUAUACCUUUGCAUGCAUUCAAGAACAGAGAGAGACAGGUACAUAUGGUUAUAGACGAUUAUGUGUGUGCAACGUGUGUCUGCCUGUUAUCGCUCAGCAGAGGAGUCCCGGGGCCUCGGUCCCCGAGGGCAACGCACCCACGGCGAGGAGGCCCAGGUCGCAGCCGGACCCCGAGCCCUCCGCCUCGCCCCUGCGGCCCCGAGCGAGCCUCCAUUUGUCGCGGCGAGGGAAACAUCCGUCGACAUUUUCUCGAGCGCCGAAACGCCUUCAUCUUUACUGGGUGUGGCUCCCCGCCCAGCGCGGGGGCGCGGGGGCGUGUGCCGGAGCAAUGGAGGCGCCACACCUUGUCGAGGUGCGGGCGGCACUCGUCGCAGGGCCCUUCGCACGCCCCGACCCGCGUCCCGACGGCUCCCUUCAGGGCGUCGAGCAGAACUUCGUUGGGGCAGCGGCAGGUGAGUCCGGGGCGCGGCGUGAGUCGGGGAGAGAAGGUGAGGCGGGCCGGCUCGGCGGCAAGAUGGCCCUUGUCUCGGGGGAGCGGAGGAGGGCGGUACCUGGCCGCGCCCUGCCGCUCACCUCCCCCGCCCACACGCACGCCCGCCAACAGGAGCACGGCGAAGGGCGGGGUCGCGCCGCCACGCUGGUAUGGGCGCGGCUCUCGGCGCAAUUAGCCGGCGGGGGCGGCCGAGGGGCGAGUGACAGGAGCGAGCGGCGAGGUGUGGCCUCCUGGGCGGCACCUGGCCACACCCGCACCUGGCCGCCCCGCCCUCGAGCGUCCGCCACACCUCGGCGGCGGCGCUGGGCGGGCGACGCUCCGCCGCCUCCCUCCUGGCCGCCCUCGCCGCCCUCGCCGCCCGCGGCCUUGGCGAGCCAGGCCACUCGAGGGCCGUGA
Molecule: messenger RNA, 1590 nt
Organism: Penaeus indicus
Lineage: Eukaryota; Metazoa; Arthropoda; Malacostraca; Decapoda; Penaeidae
Exons: 8
Coding region: 1-1590 (529 amino acids)
Source: RefSeq, a predicted model, not a curated record